AUGCAAACAAAGACAAGUACUAUUGAGACCAAAGAAACUAACAUAAACAAUAGUUUUAAGUUCAGAGAUUUCUUUCAAUUCUGUUCCAAAAGAGAUAAGUUUCUACUAACAGUUGGCACUCUCUCAGCUAUAAGUACAGGAACUUUACUUCCUGUGGGAGCUGUAUUUUUAGGUGAUAUCUCCUAAGUAUUUGAUCCCUAUUCCUAAGUACAAGAUAGAAAGCAAAUACUCAUUGAUAUUGUUGAAAAAAUAACAGUACUAGCUUGCUUUAUAUGGCUUUGCGGCUAUGCUUAUUUCGCACUAUGGCAGAUAGUUGCCGAAAACAUUUCUUUUGACUUAAGAGUGAGAUUUAUCAAGGCUAUUUUGAAGCAGGAAAUAAGUUAUUUUGAAGAAGUUAGUGUUGAUCAAAUAUCAAGCACAUUAGGUGAAAAAUUUUAUGUCAUAUAGGAAUCUAUUGGCUAAAAGUUCUCAACAAUAAUCUUUGCAUUUUUCAACAUUUUAGCUUCAAUAAUCUUAGCGAUGAUUAAGGGAUUAGACAUGGCUUUAAUUUGCUUUGCAAUUUUUCCACUGGCAAUAGCCUUAAUUUCUAUUAUUGGAGGCUCUGUGAAAGCUACUGCAAACAAUAGCUCAGAAAAAGCUAAUAAACUAGGUAGUAAAAUUGAAGAGAGCUUAUCAGGAAUUAAAAUUAUAUCAUCUUUCGCUUAAGAAGAUAGAGAGAUUGAAGUUUUUGAGAAAUUAUCGAUAGAUUCAAGAAACUCUAGUAUUAAAUCUGAAUAUAUCACAGCUGCUUUUAUCGGGACACUCAAAUUCACCAUUUACGUGAGCUAUAGCUUCAAUUUUUGGAUGGCUACUAUUUACCUAUAUCAUAGUAAAAUAAAUCCAAGUACUGGAAAGCCAUACACUUCUCAAGACAUUGUAUGCAUACUAUUUGUUAUUUUAAACUGCACUACUGUGGCAUUUUAAAUAAUUCCUAAUUUCCAAGCUAUCAUUAGAGCGAAUUUGAUUGGAAAAUAAAUAUUCUCAGUAAUAAAUAGAUAACCUAAAAUUGCAGAUGGAACAAACACUUUCACCAAUAUGAAUCUAUUUGAUUCAAUUAAAUUUACUAAUGUUACAUUCAAAUACCCAAAUGCCAAAUAAAACAUAUUUGAGCGCAUUAAUUUUGAGAUUUAAGCUGGAAAAUAAACUGCCAUAGUUGGUAGUUCAGGCUCAGGAAAAAGUACUAUUAUAUAAUUGAUAGAGAGAUUUUAUGACCCUCAAGAUGGAUCAAUUAAAUUCGGUGAAAUCGAUAUAAAAGACUUCUUUAUCGAUGCUUUGCGCGAAUCUAUCGGUUAUGUAUAAUAAGAGCCAGUUCUGAUAUUGGGAUCUAUAAGAGAUAAUAUUUUACUUGGAAAUAAAGAUGCGGGUGAAGAUGACAUAUAAAAGGCAAUAAAAAUGGCGAACGCAAGUUUCAUUUAUGAUUUAGAAGAUUAACUCGAUACCUAUAUUGGUACAUCAUCAUUAGUUAAUCUCUCUGGUGGAUAGAAGCAAAGAAUCGCAAUUGCAAGGGCUUUGAUUAAGAACCCAAAGAUUUUAAUACUAGAUGAAGCAACCAGUGCUCUAGAUCCAAAAAGUGAAAAAGAUGUCCAAUAAGCUUUAGUAAACAUUUAAAACUCAGAAAAUAGUUUGACGACAAUAGUAAUUGCACAUAGACUGUAAACAAUAUAAUCUGCUCAACACUUAAUUUACUUUAAAGAGGAUAGGACCAUUGAGAUUGCUCAAAAGGGAUCAGCAGAAUUUGAUCAGAUAUUUAGUGAAAUGAGUAAAAAUGACGACUUUGAAAAAAAUAAAAAAAGUAAAGAUGACACCAUAACUAAUUCUUAAAUUUAAUCAAUCGAUUAAGAAGCAGAGAUGACUGAUAAAGUUGGGAAAUAUGAAAUACCUAUGAUAAACACCUCUAGAGAUUUAGAAAACUAGUAUGAUACAAAUUCACCAAAAUAGAUAUUAUCCUCAUCUUAAGUUUCCAGUGACAAAGAGAUCACACAAUAAAAAUAAAAUAGCUCUGUAAUAAGUAGAAUAAAUAAUUACUAUGGACCCAAAUUUUUGGUAUUCUUAGCUAUGCUUGCUAGUCUGUUAAAUUCUUUUACAUUUCCUUUGAAAGGUAUGAUCUACAUGAAAAAUCUGUUCGUUCUUUCAAGAUAUAAAGAUACAACUUUCAUUGAUGAGAGAAAUGUGUGGUGUAGUAUUUACUUAGCUUUAGCUCUAUAUUCAGGUCUAUUCGACUUUCUUGCUAGAAGCUUACAUAAACACCUAAGUGAGAACCUUUCAUGCGCUAUCAGAAAUAAACUUUACUCCACAAUGAUCAAAAAGAAUGUGAGUUGGUUCGAUAGAAAGGACAGAGCGCCUGGCAUCUUGAUAAACAUUUUUUCUGAGGAUAUUACAGCCAUAAAAGGUUUGACUGGAGAAGCUUUCUCUAAUAUCCUUGAAGCUAUAAUGACUAUCAUUGUUGGAGGAUUUAUAGCUUUAAACUUUCAUUGGAAAAUGGCAGUUAUUUCACUAGCUACUUCACCAUUCGUAAUGUUUGCAGGAUUUGCCUUGCAAUUAGUUAUAUGGAAUAGAACUAAAAGUACAAGUCAGCAAAGUGGCAAGAAUAAAGAAGCCCUGGAUCCAUAUGAUAAGGCAAAUGCCUUGGUGUCUGAAAUUCUUAUGAACUAUAAGACAGUUAUUAGUUUUGGGCCUAAAAACGUUGACUAUCUUGUGUAAAAAUAUGCUAAUCUAUUAGAAGAACCCAAGAAGUUAAGCCACUAAUCUGCUCAUCUCUCUGGAUUCAUGUAUGGCUAUUAUCAAGGAAUUAGAUUUUUGUUCUUGGCUUUUAACUUCUACAUUUCAACUAUCUUUAUCUUUGAUGACAAUGACGACCCAGAGAAGACAUUUAUAGCAAUCUACACAGUAAUGAUGGCAGCUUUUGCUGCUGGAGGAGCACUUUCAUUAGUCCCAUCGUUCACAAGAUCUAAAAAUUCUGCAAACAAAAUUUUUGGUAUCAUUGAAGAUGAGAGUACAGAACAAUUCACAAAAAGAGAAGACAAAAUUGCAUUGCAAUCUGAGAUUAAAAAAGGGACCAUUGAGUUCAUUAAUGUUGAAUUCAAGUACCCUUCACGAGAAUAGUAGGUUCUAAGAAAUCUAUCUUUUAAAAUUUAGGCUGGAACGAAGGUAGCAAUUGUGGGCCACUCAGGUAGUGGUAAAAGCACUAUUGGAAGUUUGAUUUUGAGAAUGUAUGAUAAGUCAAUUGGUCAAAUUCUAAUUGAUGAUUCUUAGCUUGAAGAUUAUGACAUCAAGUCUCUGAGAAGAUAAAUUGGCUAUGUCAUGCAGGAACCUAAACUUUUUAAUAUUAGCAUUAAGGAAAACAUUAUCUAUGGAAACAGAACUGCAUCAAACAAAUAGAUUAAAGAGGCUGCUUAGCUUGCAAACUGCUUACAUUUCAUUGAAUAAGGUUUGAAUUAAGCUCAGGAAAAUGAAAGUCUUGAUUUGCUCAUUACAGUCAAAAUAAAUAAAAACGAACAGAAAAUACUUGAACUUAAAGAAUAGGUUGUUCAUUUAUCCGAAGAUGGUACCAUAAGUUCUGAUUAGCUUAGACUUAUAGAAGAAAUCUUUGAGAAUUCUGAUGAUAACAUGAUCAUUAAAAUUGAUUCAAACUUUACAAGAUUCAUUCAAGUCGUUCAAGUUUUAAGUGCCGCUGGCUUAAAUAGCUGGGUUGAAGUAGUAUAAGGUUUAUAGAUAUUGCUUGAAAUCGAUGCUUUUCACAAUGAAGUAACUAAUGAUUCACCAAUUAUUCUAGAGGGCAAUUGUAAUGCCUUCUCUGAUAAGUCAAACUCUUCCCAAUAGAGAAGGAGUUCAGAAAUUCCAUCAGAUUUAAAGACAGUUCUAGAUUUAUUCCUUAAGAAUAACUCGAUUGAAUAUCCUCAAUUGCAAGAGUAAUUGAAGUUAAACUAAGAAAGAGCUUAAAUCUUGAAAUAAGGAAAAAUCGGCUCUCUCAAUGGAAAAAUAGAGAAGGAUAACAGUCCAUUAGCUAAAACGUAAUAAAAUAUAUAAAACGAUCAAGAGGAUUAAUAAUUACAUGAGGGAUUCAACAGAUUAUGUGGAUUAUAAGGAUCAAUGCUGUCUGGAGGUUAAAAGUAAAGAAUUGCUAUUGCAAGAGCAUUAAUCAAAGAUCCUAAAAUACUGAUUCUUGAUGAAGCUACUUCUGCUCUUGAUGAAUAAUCUUAGAAAGAAGUUUAAUUAGCUCUUGAUAAGGCUAUGGAGGGCAGAACAAGUAUCAUAAUAGCUCAUAGACUUUCAACGAUUCAAAACUGUGAAUGGAUUUUAGUGAUGCAUUAAGGAUAAAUAAUUGAGCAAGGUACAUUUCAAAAUCUAUCAGAGAAUAACUAAUCCUAUUUCUACAAACUUAAAACAGGAAUGGAGAUGUGA
Molecule: messenger RNA, 4440 nt
Organism: Stylonychia lemnae
Lineage: Eukaryota; Ciliophora; Spirotrichea; Sporadotrichida; Oxytrichidae
Source: the annotation of a GenBank genome assembly